AGAAGCAGCAGAAACAACAGAAGCAGAAGAAGACCGACCGACCGACCGACCGACCGACCGAUCGACCGACCGACGCAAUUUCCGCCUGCUCUCCUGCGGCUCCUCCUCGGCUGCCGUCAACCUUUUCUCCUCCCCUGUUCCGCCGCGCGAGAUGAGUGGUCUCGCCGAUCCCCCCUCUAGGAAUCUCCUCAUCCCUGGUGGUGCUAUCGAUGCGCCGGGCAAGACCCGAAAGAUUCCUGUCCUUGCCUCCUCCGUUCCAGCUUCCACCCAGUCCGCCGGUGAUCCCAUGGAGGUCACUCCUCCUGCCUCGGGCGCUGCGCCCCCCGUCCAUAGCAGCCCCGAUAGCGAUCGACUGGGCGCAAACAUCACCACUGCCACCUCCAAUGGCUCUGCUGAACCUGCGACUGUGAACCACCAUGUCACCCCCAUUCAGGCCAUCGGAGCUGCCGCCGCAGCUCAACAGCCCAAGGUCGUCCAGACCGCUUUCAUUCAUAAGCUCUACAAUAUGCUGGAAGAUCCUGGUAUCCAACAUCUCAUCUCGUGGUCGAGUACGAACGACAGCUUUGUCAUGUCCCCCACGUCCGAAUUCUCUAAAGUCCUCGCCCAAUACUUCAAGCACACCAACAUCUCGUCCUUUGUCAGACAGCUGAAUAUGUACGGGUUUCAUAAAGUGAGCGACGUAUUUCAUACCGGUUCUCCCGAUUCCGCGUUGUGGGAGUUCAAACACGGCAAUGGCAAUUUUAAACGGGGUGACCUCGUCGGAUUACGCGAAAUUAAGCGGCGUGCAUCCCGUCAUGCCUUGAUUCAUCGCGAUUCGUUCCCAGGCCACAAGACCGCUACUUCCCAGCCUGGCACCCCAGCUGAGCCUGUACCAGAUGCCACCGAGGCGCGCUUGAUGAACCUGGAACACUCCAUGUACGACAUGCACGCCCGUCUAAGUCGCGCCGAAGAAGGGAAUGUGACGCUUAAUGCGAGGUGCCAGGCAAUGACCGAGAGUUUGACCAGAUGCCAUCACUGGACUCUCUCGAUUUCACGGGCUCUGAGAAGCAUGAUUCCAGAUCGCGAGAGCCUUUUGUACCGAGAUGUGGCCAGCAUGCAGGCCGAACUGGAAAAGCAUCUUGAUGCUGUUCGAGCCCUGGAGCAUCCUCCAGACCCGUAUCUGGCCGUCCGACAACCUUUCGUCGCCAAUAUAGCUGUUGAUGCAGGCCCGCCACUGUCUCCGCGCCAGAUACCCCAAGAAGACAGCCGUCGCCCAUCGGUGAUGGAUCCAUCGAGGCCCAACAUGAUUCGACCGCCCGUACCCCCCCAUCUAGCUGUCUCACCUCGUCGUUAUGGCUCCAUUGGUACCGGAAACUCUUCCCCCAGCUAUAGCCGCCCGCAAGUCCCGUCCGUCAUCACGCCGCAACAUCCCAUGCCCCAUCCUCUGUCGUCCGUGUCCUCUCCACCAGGGCCAAACCUCGCCCGUCGACACACUUCGGCAGACAUCAGACAGCACGGCUGGCCGCCACCGGGAGUAUCCCCUUUUCCAACUUCCCAUGGGCCGGCGAGUCCUUGGUCCCCGUCACGACAUCGGACUCCGACGUCGAGCGAACAGCAGGUCCGGGACGUACUGGCCCAGUAUGACAUGGGCGCGCCACGACGUCUUCAGGGAACCUCUCGACACGCCACUCCACCUCUACACCUUGAUCAAUCCGUCGCCACCGAUAACGGUUGGCCUCUAGGGCCCAGGUUUCCUCGUCACGAAUCAUCCUUGCCUGCAACACGACGUUCUAGCAUGGCAAGCAAUGUCCAUUCCCUUCUUAACCCAGCCGACACUGCGGAACGACCAGAUGAAGACCAACACGCCAUGGCCGACGACAGAAAAAGAAAGCGGUUGGAAUAGACCCCGAGGACGCAACUGACCGUUUUGCUCACGGAGGAAUCUCAUGAGAGAGUUGGGGUGGUGGGGAUUUAUGACAUCGUCCUUCCUCCGGGCCUGAGGCCAUCAGUACAUUGUUCCUAGGGGUGCAUGUUUUCAUCGGGGGAGG
Aspergillus heteromorphus CBS 117.55 is the source of this 2027-nucleotide messenger RNA. Its product is annotated as flocculation suppression protein. Gene Ontology annotation, biological process: regulation of DNA-templated transcription. The coding region runs from base 152 to 1882 and encodes 576 amino acids. Gene Ontology annotation, molecular function: sequence-specific DNA binding; DNA-binding transcription factor activity. Lineage: Eukaryota; Fungi; Ascomycota; Eurotiomycetes; Eurotiales; Aspergillaceae. The transcript has 6 exons. The record is from RefSeq and is a predicted model, not a curated record.